Messenger RNA from Endocarpon pusillum Z07020, 369 nucleotides. RefSeq lists its product as uncharacterized. The record is from RefSeq and is a predicted model, not a curated record. Lineage: Eukaryota; Fungi; Ascomycota; Eurotiomycetes; Verrucariales; Verrucariaceae. The coding region runs from base 1 to 369 and encodes 122 amino acids. The transcript has a single exon.
AUGUCGCUUGAGGAAUUCUUCUCACCCGUGGACCACAAUCCAAACAAUAUCGGUAGCAUUUCCACGCCGACUACUUCGGCUCGCCAUCUUGACACUUUCAACGGCUCAAUCGUACCCAAAGGUCUAUUGAAUGCAUAUCAAGCAUUUCAUCCGGAGAAUCUACUGGUUCCUGUUCAGCCGCAGUUGCCUGAAUUGUCUCCAACACAUUUCUCGUAUGACCACUUCUUUCCGCCAUAUUCCAAUACCGCGAUUAACUCGACUAAUCAUACGAGGCAUCAUUCGGCAGACAACUCUCCGCUUGAAUCCAUUCAUCCUACAUUCCAUCCAUCUCCCACAUUUGCCUCACCAACGACGAAUGCUUAUCGGUGA